Messenger RNA from Rhododendron vialii, 1252 nucleotides. RefSeq names its product ethylene-responsive transcription factor 4-like. The record is from RefSeq and is a predicted model, not a curated record. Gene Ontology annotation, biological process: regulation of DNA-templated transcription. Gene Ontology annotation, molecular function: DNA-binding transcription factor activity; DNA binding. Bases 222 to 938 code for a protein of 238 amino acids. Lineage: Eukaryota; Viridiplantae; Streptophyta; Magnoliopsida; Ericales; Ericaceae. The transcript has a single exon.
CUCACGGCUGCUUCCAUUUCCCAGUCAAAUCCAUUUUUGACUGUGCUCCCCACCUUUCCCCCUCCCCCUCUCUCUCCCUCUCUCCUCUUUCUCUCUCUAUAUAAUCACCCUCGCUUCCCAUUCUCCCAUCACAUCUCCAACCCCCCACCCUUUUGUUCCCACAACGCCUCUCCUCAUAUACCAAAUACAAAGAAAAACACAUAUAUAUAAUAUAUCUAUAGAUGUCGGCGAAGGAGAAGUCGGCGGCGGCGAUGGGCUUGAAAGUGAACAAGGGGAACCUGGGGAAGGACCAGACGCAUUUCAGGGGCGUGCGGAAGAGGCCUUGGGGGAGGUACGCGGCCGAGAUCCGGGAUCCUGGCCGGAAGAGCCGGGUCUGGCUGGGGACGUUUGACACGGCGGAGGAGGCGGCCAGGGCCUACGACGCCGCGGCCAGGGAGUUCCGCGGCGCCAAGGCCAAGCUUAAUUUCCCGCCAGCAGCGCACGAGGAGAAUCGCGCGAUGAAGAGCUUGAACAUGAGUAACCCAGCGGAGAUCCAGAUGGGGAAUAACUGCAACCAGAGCCCGAGCCCGACCAGCACGGUCGAGUCGUCGGGCCACGAGGCGGCUGGGUUCUCGCCCCCGCCGCCCGCGCUGGAUCUCGCCCUCUCCUACGGCGGGUUCGGGUUCCCUUUCCAAGGCAACCGGUUUUUUGUUUCUCCGGUGGCCGGAGUUUUCCCACCGCGGGCGAAUCAACUCAUCUAUUUCGACUCGAUUCUCCGGCGCGACGCACCGAUUCGACGGCCGAGCAUGGAUCGCGUGCCGACGCGUGGUGGUGCUGGCGGUGGGGUCCAGAGCGACUCCGAUUCGUCUUCCGUCAUUGACUUGAAGCAUAACGACGUUAAGCCAGACGGAGCCGGACGACCCAUCGAUCUCAACUUUCCGCCGUUGGAAACUGAGUGACGCCGUUUUCCGGCGACGGCCUUUUUUACCCCCGUUUUUUCUUACUUGGAGUAAAUUAAUUACUAUGAGGAUUUUGGUGAUCCGUGACCGUCGGGUCAAUAAUUGUUGUCCGAUGUGUGAAUACGUAGAUGAAUCGAUGAUCUUACUUUUUUUUUUUUUUUUUGCAACAGAUAGAAAUCGGGUAUUCGGUUGGUUGUUUUUCUGCUGUUGUUGUUCGUUUAGCGACGAACGGAUAAACCGUAACCGUUGAUGUAAUCUAAUCUCUAGUUUAAUUCAAUUUUUUUUCAUGCAAUGAAUUUUAUUACUACUAUCAA